AUGUUGAUGAACUCACAAAAAUUAACUGAAAUGAGCGAUACCCAGUUCGAGGAGCUGGUUUCGCUCAUUAGAUAUUCUGCGAUGAACGCUUCUGAUCUAUCUUCCAAUGUAGCAAUGACCUUUUUGUCGAACAUGGCUCUGGAAUCUAAGUCUGAGAACCAACCGAACCUAGAUUUAGUGAACGAGGAUGAUAGGAGGUACAUGGACUACAUCGAUGAGGAAAAGGCGCUCGAGCCGGACCUUCUUGACUCCAUUAGCAGCUCUUCUUCCUCCAGAAGGGAUCGACGGAGCAAGUUCAAUGGCUUCAGAGUUGCAAUGUCGCGGCUCUUCACUCUCACCAAGAGGCGAGAGACCCACAUGGCCAAUAUCAUCGAGUCCAAUAUUGAGUCUGACAGGCGGAGCAGGAAGGAAAGGUUCACCAUAUCGUAUGCGGACUUGAUGAAGCCGAGCACCUUCAAGUACGACGCGAAGCUCCUGGACGUGCCCAUGCACGACUUCAGGAAGAGGAGCAUGUCCUACUCGGACUCUAUUGAGGUCAAGGUCGUGCCGACUGAAGACGCGCUCGAGGCUCCCGAGCCGAAGAUCUAUUCGCUUCCGUUCGAGUCGAACACGCUCUUCCGCAAUAAGCACCCGUGGCUGCAUCCCACCCUGUCCUUCACGAAGCUCUGCCGCAUCAAGUACGUCUUCAUGACUCUUCCGAACAUGGUUUCGCACCUGGAUCCCUCCACUUCCGCAAUCGCAUGGACCCUUUUCGAGAGGCUCGUUUUAAUCGGCAUUGUGACCAAGUUUAAUCGGAAACUGUACUCGUCGAUCUGUUACAUACUCGCAUACAAAUUUAACCAAGACUAUGAAUCGGACGUCAUAAAUGAGAUUUUAAACAUUUUCACCAGAGAAAAGAACAUGAACGUAAAGUUAAUAUUUUAUAAUGAAAUGAAGAUUUUCACUUUACUCGAUUUUUCGCUAAAGCUGAGAUACAGUUACAUUCGCAAUCACAUAAAGCAAUACUUAGAGUACAAUAAACAAUCGUUUUUCAACUUGUAUGAUACCCCUGAGUCCACUUACACCAUGCUUGAGAUGGAUUAG
Molecule: messenger RNA, 1083 nt
Organism: Theileria orientalis strain Shintoku
Lineage: Eukaryota; Apicomplexa; Aconoidasida; Piroplasmida; Theileriidae
Product: cyclin-like protein
Exons: 6
Coding region: 1-1083 (360 amino acids)
Biological process (GO): regulation of cell cycle
Source: RefSeq, a predicted model, not a curated record